This is a messenger RNA of Prorocentrum cordatum, 306 nucleotides long. NCBI's taxonomy places the organism in Eukaryota, Dinophyceae, Prorocentrales, Prorocentraceae. The record is from the annotation of a GenBank genome assembly.
AUGUGGGAGGCGAAGCUGGAGCCCAACGUCAUCAGCUACAGCGCUGGGAUCAGCGCGUGCGCGAAAUGCGAGCAGCGGCAGCGGGCGCUUGCGCUGCUGAGCCGAGUUGCGGGAGGCGAAGCUGGAGUCCAAUGCAGCCAGCUACAGCCUUGCGAUCGUCGCUCUGCUCCGCAGACGCGAUGCGACAGGCUAGUCGGCCACACCGCUGAGGAACAGCGCUUGAGUGAAAGGUGGUCAGUGGCCGCGGGCUCUGGCGCUGUCGAACGAGAUGUGGGAGGCGAUGUUGGAAUUCGGACGUUAUCAUAA